CCCGUCCCUCCCCCCCAACCUCCGGAGCUGGGAAGAGAGUCAAGAUGGCGGCGAAAUCCGAUGGCGGUGGCGUGGGGGUGGGCUUCGCCCAGCUGCACAACCUGGACGAGGCGGUGGGCAGCGGCGGCGAGGAGGACGGGGAGCCCGGGGGAGGCGGCUGCGGCGGCGGCGGCGACGGCAGCGAGCCCGGCGAGAGCAGCUCGCUGCACAUCUGCCACUGCUGCAACACCUCCUCGUGCUACUGGGGCUGCCGCUCCGCCUGCCUGCGCUCCCUCCUGGGCAAGAAGCCGCGCCGCAGCGCCGCCGCCGCCGACGGGGGGGACCAGCCGCUGCAGCCGCCCGCGGCCGCCGGUCGCCAACCCCCGACGCCCUCGGCCGAGCGGCCGCAGCCGCCGCAGGUGGAGCGGCCGUGGCUCGACUGCCUGUGGAUCGUGCUGGCGCUACUGGUCUUCUUCGGGGACGUGGGCACCGACCUGUGGCUGGCCCUCGACUACUACCGCAAGGGGGACUACGGCUACUUCGGGCUGACCCUUUCCUUCGUGCUGGUGCCGUCGCUGCUGGUGCAGAGCCUGAGCUUCCGCUGGUUCGUGCAGGACUACACGGGCGGCGGGCUGGGCGCCGUGGAGGGGCUCAGCAGCCGGGGCCCCCCCAUGAUGGGGGCCGGCUACGGCCACGGCGCGGGGCCCUCGGCCACGCCGGGGGCGCAGCGCCUCUGCCGCCUCUCCGUGUGGAUCUGGCAGUCGGUCAUCCACCUGCUGCAGAUGGGGCAGGUGUGGAGCUCUAAACGAAAGACAUGAGGCCUAAGACUGAAAUGAGGUUGUUUUGAGGUCAUCUGAUUUCUGGCUAGACGGUGUGCGAUCGCCUCGUCCUGAAACCACUGCAGACAGAAUGAUGGACCCUUUUUGAGUUGACAAGAACUUUGAAGGUCAUCUUUCUUAUUUCACGUGCUAAAAGCUAGUAGUAGAAGUACAAAGACGUUAACCACUGUUAAGUGGCUAAAACAUAGUUUCUCAAGGUUUGCAAUUUUUUUUGGUGAUGGCAUGUUCAGAAUCUUGGAUCCCUAAGUUGAAUAUGUUGGAAAUAUUUAGGAACUCUGGAAAUUGUUGUUUUUGUAUAUAUAAUGACUUACUAGGUAAAUCAAUAGAUUUAAUAAAACAUGUAGAAGAAUAGGCAUUAUAAUUUUGUAUUUCUAAGUUAGCACGCAUGUCUCAAAUUCUCAGCUGUUAGUAUCAGUGUCAUACUCUGGAGACAGCUGUCUUGUGAAGAUUCGCGGUUUCUAUGGACCGUGUAUUUUCCCAGGCAGUUUAUAAUAAUCUUCCCAUGCCAAUUUGAUCAGCUCUUUUGCCUUUCUCUCUACCUCAUGCAGUGUCGCUUCCUUAGUCAGAGGUGAUUCUCGAUCAGGAGGAGAAAGAGGAAAUAAUUGUCAGGCGACAGUCCCAAAGGUAGUAAUUACAAACCUGCAACCUGGAAAUGGCCUCGGCAUGGUCAUAGCAGGACAUGCAAAUCCUGCCCGGUGUAUCCAGAUACAGCAGUGGCAAGAUGCUGCCAGUUUCCAAAUCAGAUGCCAUCCUGUGGGGUGGAAGUGCCCAUAAGGAGGGAAAGGAGCCGCUCGGUUUCGCCUGCCUCUCUCUCCCUGUUGUUGAAUGAAUGAAUUAGGAAAGGAAAAUGGCCAUGAAACAGGCUGUGCGAAUGAAGAGGGGAAGGAGCAAGACUUGGCUCUCCAAGAAGGACUGUUUCUCUUAGAAAGGGAAGGCUGCCUGUAUUCCACGUGCCCUGUUUUAAAACUGAGGGCGACUCUGAGGUAGACCCAGAGUGUGAACUAGGGCAUUCUCAACCAAAGGGAUGGGUGGAGAGCUGGCGUUUGAUAGGAGGACCAGGCAUUCUUUGGGCGACUGGAGUACCAUGACUGGUGGUUGUCCUCUCUGGCCUGUUCCUGCUGGGAUUGAAAGAUGUAAGCAUUCUGGGAUGGGUAGUUACAUUGAGGGUCAAAUAUGAUUGCCUCCCUUUUCUUUUGACCAAAACUGGGGAAAGGUUUGAUUGUUUUUAACACCUUAUUCAGAGCAAUUGAAAAAAGAUUAAAGGGAAAGGAUGAGGAGAAGUCAAGGAACUUUAGAGCUGAGUGCUAGCUCAGUAGGGUGUUAAUUAUUUAUUCCAAGUUUUAUUAUUAUUAGAUAAUCCAGUAAUACAGAAAUUGGUAGAACAGAACUUUUGAUAACGUUUCUGUUAGAAGGCAUGUAGAACCUGAUAAACUAUGUAAGAUAGACUGUAACUGCAUCCUCCUUCCCCUUGCUUUGCUUGGUUUAAUAGGAAUUGGCUGAUAUAUAUUUAAUAAAUGGCACAAUGAAAAAUCAGAAUUUUUUAAAAAUCAAAUUACAUUUUAACCUAAAUAUGUAUUGCCUAUUUAGCUGCUUUCCCAUUACAACUGACUUUAAAAAAAAACGGUCCUUCUGUGAUACCUUUGUCAAUAGAAGUGUUUCCUCUUAGCCAAUACUAGCCACAGUAUUGACUGGGCCUAGGUAUUUGAUAUAUCCCAAAGGAAUUAGCCAGGAAAAGACUUGGUCCCUACUGGAAUGAAUAUUUUAAAGACCUUCUUAGAUUCUGAACACUGUGAGUACAAAUGAAAGAGACCCAAGAGAGGGAAAAACUUAAGAGCCUAGGAAUAAAGAUGAUGGUGGGGAUGAGGGGAGGGGUGAGCUCUUAUAUAACUAAGCUAAGAUGCUUGAAGGCAGGGAAUUAGUUUCCUGGAGAUUAUGAGAUAGUAUGGGAAAUCCCUUGAAGAGUAGGCAUUCUGAUGUUAAUUUGGGUAGUUCACACUGGCAUACUAUUAUUUUAAAGAUAGUAGCAGGUGAUACUGGAAAGUACAAGUGUGUUUCCUAGUAAUGAGUUUGAUUUCAUUUUGGUAUGUUAUGAACGGGCAUGUGGCUCAAGGAUUAGCUUAAUUCAAAAUAUCUUAAAUAUUAGAGAAAAUACCAUAAAAACGGGUCUUUUGUCCCUGUUGUAUAACUUCAGGAAAUACUGUAGAAUUCUGAACAUAGUGGAGGGUUGAUGGCAUGAAUAUAAUCAGUAUUUGAUGGUUGCCUUCUAGAAACUUCUAAAUAAAACCUAAAUUUGUUUCGUGUUGGCCUCAGUUGUACAACAGUAGCAUUUCUCGUGUGCAUGUCCCAUGGGAAGGUCUGUACCUGCUUGGCUCUCUGCAUGCCACAGCCUGGCACAUCACUGUGAGGCUUCAGAGACUGACUCAGUUACCUGAGGUUGACUAGAUACUUGGGGAGAGUCGGUACACAGCAGCACACGCAAGACAGUGAGCCUCAAACGACAGCUGUCUGUAUUCUGGACGUUUUAGACCCUGUUUGGAAGAUCAGAAGAAAGCUUUGGAUCAUUCCCACAACAAAACUACGGUUUCUGAGUGUAGAGGUUGGCUGUCAUCCAGGAAGCCCUGAUCUUAAAGACCAUCUUCACUUUACACCUGACCUUGUUCUGGCUUUGUUGUCACUCCCCAUCAGUAGUUGUCUGUCACCUUUGAAUGGAGCUCCAGAUCCUGAAGGAUACUUACCGCCUUACACACUGAACUCUUGAAGCCACAAGUCCAGAGAUUUGUGACGUCAUGGUGAAAAACCUUUCUGCAAAGCGCUGCCGCAAAGGUGCAGAUGGUAAGAACAGGGCCUGAGGCAUUAGGUGUGGGACGGCCCUCCUAGGUAGUACCUACCUCCUGCUGGCUUAGGGGCAUUUAUUUCAUAGUAAAUUGAAUAUUAAUGUUUUGUUUUUAAAAAUGAGCAUAUUUCCUCUAAAAUUUUUAAUUAUUAUAAAGAUUUUCUACCUACAUGUGACUUUUUCUCAUGUUUUAGGAUAUCACAUUCAUAGUACAAGUGAAAUGUGUACUUCAAAUGAACACAGUGACUAGAAAUGUGGGAUUCUGUUAUUUGUGACUCUGAAAUUUGUAGCACACUUUCAAGAAAAUCGUUGAGAUUCCCAGAUACUUUGUUCUUUAUUCCUUGCAGGUUUUCUUGAGUGUAUGAUUAUUUCUGAAUUUUAUUAACCUAUUUAUAACUUUAGAGAAAACUGCCUUCGGUUUAUGUUUUGACUCAGAAUACUUGGAUUUAUCUUAAGUUAGCAGUGUGUUUUGAAAAAAAUCCGUUUUCAGUAGCUCUCAUCUCCAUUUUGGAAUCUCAGACCAACUGCUCAUUACAGUGUACAUUGGGACUUUUCUGCAAAAUACAACUCCACUGAGAAGGUCAUCCUCGAAAAAUAAGAAAUCUGAAGAAAGUACUUUUGGGAUGAGUAGAAAGAUGGAGGAUCGCGUCACAGCGCAGCGCACUGAAAGCGCCUUAGGCUUCACUGCUUCUGUACGUGGAACAUAAUUUGAAUGUCUUCUGGGAACUGGACUUAUAGACAGAUAAAAUGUGUCUUGACUAAAGAAAGCACAACUCCAGCCUGUAAAACAUUGCCCCCAGGACAGCUGACUCUUGAUCGUUCACACUGGUGGAGGGAGCCUGGCCCUUUCAACCUGACUAAAGUUAGGUGUCAUGCAGUCAAAGGUGUUUCUGUGUUCCUUUUGGAAUAUAGUGUUUGGAUUUUACAAUAUGUGCCCCUCAAUUUCACCUGCCCUCACGGAAGAGCCUGAGUUCAUCUGUGCCCUGAUGCUUGGUCGCUGUCCUUUCGUUUCUGAACUCUUGACCUGAAUGUGGGGAAAGCAUUGAGUAUAAAGGAUUGCAGAAUUGAUCAGAUCUGUUAAGUCUGUCCACUUCUCCUUCCUGGGUAAUUUUAUUCCAUUUCCUUUUCAACUCUUCUAAACAGAGCCCAGUUUCCGCCCCUUUGUCUUAGGUCAGGAUAGAAUUGUAUAACCACACUGUCCAGACUGCUUCGCUCUUGUCACAUUCUGUUCCGCCUGCAACGGGAGGCUCCUGUUGCUUUACUCUGAAGGAGUCUCCUUGCGUCCUUGUAUUUCCAUCUCCCUCCCUGCAUGUUCUUGUGGGGAAGACUUAGCACUCUUGGCUAUCUAAGACCUGCCUGUAGAGUCCCUAGUGUCUUAAAGAGAGCGUCUGAGCUGCGGUGUUGGCAGGCGUCUCUGAUUGUGCUCAGUCAGGUGUGGCUGUCCGCUCUCCCUCAGUCCUCCUGAGAGCCGGGAACGAACCUCAUCGCGCCUCAGGCACAGGGCGAGCAGUCUGACUCUCCUGUAAGCUUGCUGGUUCCUGGAGCCAUGCGUUAGUGAGAAAGUUAGAAGCGAUCCAUACGUUUCCCCCAGAUGCUAGUAAAACAAAUCGGGUGCCGAGAAAACAACAUCAAUAAGCUUUGUCAAAGAAUAUGCCAGAUUUUAGGUUAACCUACACAAACCUGCAUUGACCAUCCAGCUUUGUCUUACUUUAAAAAAAAUACACAAAUUAACAUAAUGCUUAGAAGAUACUACCAAAGUACCCGGGCAUUUUCAAAAUGUGAUAGAUGGUACCUCUAAACAUUUUUUUUUACAAGCAGCUUUCAGAAACGUGAAAAUGUGUUUUGUGUAGAAGAGUAUAUACUGAAUAUAAUAUUCUGACUGUUAUUCUAAUAAAAUUAAAUUGUCUCAUUAUUUAAAGCCCAAUAGUUUGAAAUUGUUUUUGAGUAAACUUUUACAGCAUGAAACUAUUUUCACUUCUCAUAGAAUGUACAGAUAUUAGUAGAAGCUGCUCGUGUGUAUGUGUUUUCCACAUAAAAUAAAAAUACUGUAAACAGGGUCAUGUCUCCAGUAAGAGUUUCCAAACUUUUGGCUGUAAUUACCAAAUGCUUGGGAUUGGGCUGACUGGAAAUACAUCUCAAGUUUUUCUGUAUAUGUAGCAAAUUUUGUCCAAAUAAAGUAGCUUUGUCCCCUGAA
Capra hircus (goat) is the source of this 5845-nucleotide messenger RNA. RefSeq names its product XK-related protein 6-like. Gene Ontology annotation, cellular component: plasma membrane. The record is from RefSeq and is a predicted model, not a curated record. The coding region runs from base 45 to 797 and encodes 250 amino acids. NCBI's taxonomy places the organism in Eukaryota, Metazoa, Chordata, Mammalia, Artiodactyla, Bovidae. Gene Ontology annotation, biological process: phosphatidylserine exposure on apoptotic cell surface; apoptotic process involved in development; engulfment of apoptotic cell. The transcript has 4 exons.